GGAGAAUAAUAUCAUAUCAUAGAAAGGGUGGGAUUCAACGCUUUUGUACCAUAUAGUAAGCAUUUGUAGGAGCGAGCAAGGGAUCUUCAAUGGCUUCUCGUAGUGAAAAACCCUUAAUUUCUCGUCGGCUUCUUAGGAACUUCUUACAAAGGAAUGGCUUUUCUGGAGGUAAAACAGAAACUCUUACGCAAGGUCGAAUCUUUAGGAUUCUCGAGGGCCCGAGCAGCCCGAGCACUUCAUGUUACUGGAAAUGCCAGCUUUGAAGAUGCGAUCGAUUGGAUCGUUCAUCACGAGAACGAUCCGGAUAUUGAUCAAGUGCCCCUGGUAGCAAUAGAGAUCGAUAUCGAAUCUCCCGAACCAUUUCAUAUCACAGAGGAAACGAAAAAGAAAGCUAAUGAAUUAAGGGAUCAAAUACUGAAAGAAAAGGAAAAGGAAGAAAAAGAGUUAGAAAAACGAAGGGAAAAGGAUCGAAUUCGUUCGGGGAAAGAACUGCAAGAAGCGAAACGAAUGGCAGAAGGAACUGAAUGGAAACGCUAUAAAGAUUCUAGACAAGCUGAGAUAAAGGAGGAGAAAAAAGCAAAAGAAAAGGUUUUACAAGCACUAGAACAGAACAAGAUAGAAAGAAAAAGGGAUCUUGGAAUGCCCUCUGAAGUAACUAGAAGCAUUGCUGCUAAAGCCAUCACAAUUGGAGCACAGGAAAAGUAUGAACAUAAAUCACAAAAUUCAGGCUCAAUGAGAGAAUGUUUAAGGUCUCUUAGGCACAAUCAAAAGGAUGAUCCUGAAAAAGUGAGAAAUGCCUUCCAAACCCUCUUCACCUAUGUUAGAAAUGUAGCAAGAAAUCCUGAUGAGGAAAGGGUUCGGAAGAUUCCGCUCGGUAAUCCUUUGUUCCAGGAAAGAGUUGGGAGUUUGAAAGAAGGGAUCGAGUUUCUCGAGCUUUGUGGCUUUCAGAGAGACGGAGACUUUCUCUACCUUCCUCGUGACAAGGUCGACCGGGACGUUUUAGUCACGGCUGGAUUGUUAUUGGAAUCUGCAAUGACAAAUCCCUUUUUUGGCAUUCUAUGAUCAACUUUGGUUUAUUGAAUUUGUCCAAAACCAGAAAGAGAAGGCACAUAGCCUUCUUGCUUUGGGAUUUGGACUUGUACUUAAGAACUCUGUGCUUUGUAGAAUUACUUUCUCAAAUGAUUGUGUGAUAUCAGUGGUGAUUUGAAUGCAUAAAAUGAAGCCUUUUGGCUGAAUCU
Cucurbita moschata (crookneck pumpkin) is the source of this 1238-nucleotide messenger RNA. Its product is annotated as UBX domain-containing protein 1-like. The transcript is spliced from 10 exons. Lineage: Eukaryota; Viridiplantae; Streptophyta; Magnoliopsida; Cucurbitales; Cucurbitaceae. The record is from RefSeq and is a predicted model, not a curated record. Gene Ontology annotation, molecular function: protein binding. Bases 154 to 1062 code for a protein of 302 amino acids.